AUGCGCGAGUACGACGAACCGAGUAUUGGCAAGCAAGCCACAGUUCAGAAAUACAAGGAGAACCGCGAAUUCCUCCACGUCUACGAACGCCGUGUUCUGUCUCACGCGACUUCUGCCGACGGGAGAAAGGUAUUCUGCGAGAUGGAGAACGCCGUGCAUGUGUACGAGGAAAUCCUGGACCCGUUUUACACGAGACGGCCGUUGCAGUCUUCGAUGAGCAAGGACUCAUCAAGCAAUUGA
Messenger RNA from Penicillium chermesinum, 240 nucleotides. RefSeq lists its product as uncharacterized. The coding region runs from base 1 to 240 and encodes 79 amino acids. The transcript has a single exon. Lineage: Eukaryota; Fungi; Ascomycota; Eurotiomycetes; Eurotiales; Aspergillaceae. The record is from RefSeq and is a predicted model, not a curated record.